AUGUCACAUAGAUAUAAAUCGGAGCCAGAGGAUUACAGAAGUGUGAAGAAGGAAAUAAAAAAGGAAGAUAAAUACGAAAAUAGACAUAAAGAUCGUGCUAAAACAGAAUAUAAAAGAGAAGGGAAGGCGGAAGACUCUAAAAAGUACAAAAAGGAAGUAGUGGAAACACCAUCGCCAGUUCCAGAAAAGGAGAAGCCUAAUUUUGAACCUUCCGGCCUCCUGGCAGCAGAAACGAACAAUAGAAAUGGAAUACUACUAAAGUACUCAGCUCCGGAAGAAAGUGCUAUGCCAAAUCUGAGUUGGCGUUUAUACAUUUUCAAGUCAGAAGAUAAAAGCAACAACCUUCUAAAAGCUGUAAAAAUAGACGAAAGGGAGUUUUAUUUAAUCGGAAAGGACGACAGAAUCGCAGAUAUAAGCUUGUACCACCCGUCAAUAUCGAAACAGCACGCAGUAAUACAAUAUCGCAAGAUGGACGAAGAAAUUAUACCAUAUCUGAUUGAUUUGAACAGUACGAACGGAACUUUUCUAAACGACGUGAAGUUGGAAUCGUCAAAAUACUACGAACUGAGAGAAAAGGACAUAAUAAAAUUCGGGUAUUCGACGAGGGAGUACGUGUUACUAAAUGAUAAGUCAACGUAA
This is a messenger RNA of Theileria orientalis strain Shintoku, 639 nucleotides long. RefSeq lists its product as uncharacterized. Gene Ontology annotation, molecular function: protein binding; mRNA binding. The record is from RefSeq and is a predicted model, not a curated record. The transcript is spliced from 6 exons. Gene Ontology annotation, cellular component: nucleus. The coding region runs from base 1 to 639 and encodes 212 amino acids. Lineage: Eukaryota; Apicomplexa; Aconoidasida; Piroplasmida; Theileriidae.